Hyaloscypha bicolor E is the source of this 1587-nucleotide messenger RNA. RefSeq names its product peptide transporter PTR2-A. Gene Ontology annotation, molecular function: tripeptide transmembrane transporter activity; dipeptide transmembrane transporter activity. Lineage: Eukaryota; Fungi; Ascomycota; Leotiomycetes; Helotiales; Hyaloscyphaceae. The coding region runs from base 1 to 1587 and encodes 528 amino acids. The transcript is spliced from 8 exons. The record is from RefSeq and is a predicted model, not a curated record. Gene Ontology annotation, cellular component: plasma membrane; fungal-type vacuole. Gene Ontology annotation, biological process: transmembrane transport; oligopeptide transport.
AUGGUGUCUACAUUUUAUGAUGAUCAGCCUACCGAGGAAGAGUGUAAAAGCCUUCGCCGAAUUGCAGAUCAGCUGCCGUGGGCGGUUUGGAUCGUAGCGUUAAUUGAACUGGCCGAGAGAGCUGCAUACUAUGGGGUUUCCGGGCCCUUCCAAAAUUACAUCCAAAAUACGUACAAGAGUCCUUCCGGCUUGCCGGGUGCCCUUGGACUAGGGCAGUCCGCUGCUACGAGGUUUACCAACUUCUUCCAGUUCUUCUGCUAUGUUACACCUGUUUUUGGCGCCAUUGUGGCCGACUCGUACCUCGGCAAAGUCAAGACAAUCAUUUGCUUCUCUGUGGCCUAUAUGCUUGGCCUUCUCAUACUUUUUGGAACGUCCCUGCCAAUUGCUAUCGAGAAUGGCUAUGCUUUUGGAGGCUUGAUAACCGCUAUGAUAUUAAUAGGAAUAGGCACUGGCGGUAUCAAAUCAAAUGUCUCCCCACUCAUCGCAGAACAGUACACAAGAACCAAACAAAGUAUUCGGAUCCUUAACUCAGGUGAGCGCGUCAUCGUCGAUCCAGCAAUGACAAUUGAGCGCAUUUACACAUACUUUUACAUGUGUAUUAAUGUCGGAUCAUUGUCAAGCGCAUUGACAACAGUCCUGGAGUUAAAAGUUGGCUUCUGGCUAGCAUAUUUGGUACCUGUAUGCAUUUUUGGUAUCGGAUUUACUGUCCUUGUGUCCGAGAGAAGGUCGUAUAUCGACAGGCCACCGAGUGGAUCGGUGGUACUUCAUGCUUUCAGAAUUAUUUGGAUCGGGAUAUGGAGUGGGCACAAAUUAGAUGCCGCGAAGUCGAACUUUCAGAGAACUGAGCACAGGUUCACUGUUCCGUGGAGCGAUGAGUUUGUGGAAGAAAUCAAGGUAGCUCUUGCUUCCUGUAGAGUAUUCUUGUUCUUUCCCAUCUACUGGAUGGCAUUUUCCCAAAUGCUGAACAAUUUUAUCUCGCAAGCUGGCACGAUGGAACUCCACGGUAUUCCAAACGAUAUACUAACAAACAUCGAUGCACUGACCAUUAUCGCAUUCAUCCCGAUACUCAACACCUGUUUGUAUCCCAUUCUCCGGAGUAGCGGCAUCCUUUUCCGCCCAAUUGCAAGAAUCACAGUGGGGUUUAUUUUCGCCGGACUUGCAAUGUUAUAUGCGGCCGGAGUGCAGCAUCUCAUUUAUAUUAGUCCACCUUGCUUCGCUUCUCCUCUCAACUGUGGCGCCUCUAACGGUGGUUCAAUACCCAACAAGGUUCACGUCCUGAUACAAACACCUGCUUACUUGUUGAUUGGUUUCUCCGAAAUCUUCGCAUCUACUGCAGGCCUCGAAUACGCAUAUACGCAAGCCCCUCCAAGCAUGAAAUCCUUCGUCAUGUCGAUGUUUCUCCUGACUUCUGCUGGCGGAUCAAUACUUGGUAUACUGAUCGCACCUUUGGCAAAGGAUCCUUACCUAGUCUGGAUGUAUCUCGGCUUCACAACAAUGUGCUUUGUUACUGGUGCCAUAUUCUGGCGUUUGUUCAAGGGCUACGAUAGUCCGAAAGAGGAGAGGGUUCAUUUGAGGAAUUUAGAUUAA